Messenger RNA from Haliotis rubra (blacklip abalone), 559 nucleotides. RefSeq lists its product as uncharacterized. Gene Ontology annotation, biological process: protein desumoylation. Lineage: Eukaryota; Metazoa; Mollusca; Gastropoda; Lepetellida; Haliotidae. Gene Ontology annotation, cellular component: nucleus. The transcript is spliced from 7 exons. Bases 1 to 435 code for a protein of 144 amino acids. The record is from RefSeq and is a predicted model, not a curated record. Gene Ontology annotation, molecular function: deSUMOylase activity.
AUGGCGUCUCUUGUUGCAGAAAAGACCCACAUCAUGAAGGAGGCGAACGGAUUUGAAACAGAAGAUCCUGACAGAAGGAAAUUGAAGAAAAUGACAUGCUUCCUGGGGAACAUGAUUGUUCCCAUAUGCACAGGGACUCACUGGUACCUUCUUGCAGUGGGACCAGAGCAUGCCUGGGUUCUCUGUUCCAUGGGAGGGCGGUACCGGGUGCUAGAGAGGAACAUAAAACGACUACUAGGAAAGACAUGUAUCUACCCUAAGGUUCCUAAACAGACAAAUGGCCGAGACUGUGGCGUGUUCACAGUGAUGUAUGCUGUGGGUCUACUGAAGGAAAGCAAUUGGAGCCAAAUACAGUGGCCAACACUCGUGUCAUCUGACAUAGAAGACACGGGGAGACAGCUCAUACAACACACAUUAAUGAAAUGGUGCUGUUGAAUACAAACGUGAGUAUGCCAGAAAAGGAAAACAAUUUAUACAUAUAUAACAUUAUGUUUCUUUGUAAAAACAUCUCUAUUCAUAGUCAAUCAAUAUUAAAACCCUAAAUGUGUUGGUGUUGCUA